Xyrichtys novacula (pearly razorfish) is the source of this 2499-nucleotide messenger RNA. Lineage: Eukaryota; Metazoa; Chordata; Actinopteri; Labriformes; Labridae. The record is from the annotation of a GenBank genome assembly.
UUUCUCAUCGUUGUAGGCGGGUCGAAUCAACCGGAAGUCCGUCUGUGCGCUAAAGGAUGCGUGAUGUCCUUGCUGGUUUGAUUCUGGGUGAACGUGGGAUUAAAAACCGAGUCUGUAAUUGGUGUUGCACAAUUAUUUUCUUAUUACCUGGUAAGAGAGACUUUAAAAACAGUCGUACACCUGUAUCAAACUCGCAGACGUUAUGUUUCUGAAAUACUUUGUCUAUAAACUCUGCUGUCGGCUUGUUUGUUAGCAACAUGCUAACUAGCAUGGUUAUUGAAGAAACUCAUCUGUGACCGUCAAUGAAUAUCCAUGUAAUAAAAAGGAUUAUUUUGAUAAACAUCUUCUAAUUUACAGUUAUGUUUCAUUUUCUCAUUCUCUCCUCAGGUUGACUUUAAAGAAAGACCAUCAUGCCUCUUUUUAAAUAUCCUCCUAAAGUCUGGGAAGCCCUAAGGAUGAAACAGGGGAUCUACGCCCGUCUGCCUAAGCACUACCUCAAGUCCCUGGAACAGAAAGAACCCACGCCGGUCCACUGGAGGCCUUUAGGGGUCCAGUAUCGAGCAAACCCACAAACAGGACACAAGGAGAGGGUGCAGGAUGUCCCCAUUCCCAUCUAUUACCCCCCAGUUUCUCAAGAUGGGCUGUGGGGAGGAGAGGGCUGGGUAUCAGGCUACAGAUACGCCAAGAACGACAAAGUGAGUGAAGGAGAAGAGGAUUUUCUUCCUUUAGUUUCCUGUUGGUUCUCUGCGAUCAGACCAAACAAGGUGCAGGGUGUGCAUGUCCAAAAACGUUUUCUUUUGAUCAAUCAGAAAUCAAACUGAAGGCAAAGUAUCACUGAUUAUGAGGCAUGUUUUCAAUCCUGUAAGCAGCAAGUUCAUGAUUUCUUUUGAAGACUUAAAGGGAUAUUCCGUAACACCGAGUUAGACACCCCGUCGAGAGAUUAAUGUUGCUGAUCAUUUGCUUCUCUAGUUAUACCAACUUAAGUAACGUGAUAGCAAUACACCGCGGUCUGAGGAGCCACACACAAACCUAGAGUGGCGUUUUGGUUGACCAAAACGCCACUCUAGGUUUGUGUGUGGCUCCUCAGACCGCGGUGUACUGCUAUCACGUUACUUAAGUUGGUAUAACUAGAGAAUCUCUUGACGGGGUGUCUAACUCUGUGUUACAGUGUGUUUAACCCUAAAUUAAUUUUACACCAGAAUAUCCCUUUAAUCCUGGACCUAAGUAAUAUCACAAAAAUUCUAUUAUUAAAUAUUUUCAAUUGUAUGGUUUUGGUCAACAUGUGCCCCCAUUUUUCUAAUUUAACUUUUCUCAGUCUUCUUCUUUAUCUUUUUCCGUAGCUGUCCACUCGUCUGAAGAAGACCUGGAAGCCACAGCUUUUAAAGAGGGAGUUGUACAGCGAGAUCCUCAACCACAAGUUCACUAUCACAGUCACAGGGCGCACUCUGGACCUAAUCGAUGCUGCCUAUGGAUUCGACUUCUACAUUCUCAAAGUAAGAAGAUACUUUCUCUGUCUCAAAAUGACAUUCGCGUAUUACUUUUUAUAUGGCUCUUAUAAUCCAGCUUUCUUCCAUCCCCUAUCAGACACCAAAGGAAGACCUGAACUCCAAGCUGGGGAUGGACCUGAAGAGGGCCAUGCUGCUUCGUCUGGCACGCAAAGACACAGAGCUCUACCCAGACGACCCAGUGAAGAAGGAGAAGGUCUAUGAAAAAUAUAAGGUAGGAGGGAUAUGUUCAGAGAAAGUUCUUAAAGGUGUUUGGAUGAGAGAGAUUUUUUGCACAAGAUGCAACAAAAGACAAGAAUUCACAAAUAUUUUCUUUCUCUGAGCAGCAGUUUGAGAUUCCAGAGGAGGAGGCAGAGUGGGUAGGUCUGAAUCUGGUGGAGGCUGUGGAAAAACAGAGGCAGCUCGAGCACAAGGUAAGAAAACCCUGAAGUUGAAGUGUGAGGUAACGCUUCUGCUCCUGGAAUGAAGGCCACAAGAUUUACGACAAAGAAUUCCUAAGAAAAGACAGACUGGAAGAUAACUCUGUCCAGUCUGUGAUGAAGCUGUCCUGUGGGGGCUGACUUUGUUUUCUUCUGUCUCUCAGGAGCCCGAGCCACUAUUUGAAGCCUGUGUGGACAAGUUAGUGGAGGAGCUGCGCAUCCAAAAACUCUUAGAGCCACACCUGACAGAGAAGAAGUGAAGAUCUGAACAGUUUCUGCAAAACAAUAGGAUGCUUCUAAGACUGAAAAAUGAUGUAGGUUGAACUGGCAUGAUCUCCAGUCACAUUUUGAGUGCAUCUGAGAGAACUUACUGCCCUUUGACCAGUAUGUCAUCAGGAGUCCCAAUCCAGAGGUAAUGCUGGAGUGAUGUUUAAUUUAUUUUCCCUACUAUCAAGAUCCACAUGAAGACAUUAUAGUGAUCCAAGAAGAAGAGUCCACCAGUGUAAAUAUUCUCUGAUCACCUGAAGUCUCGGGAUAUCUAAAGAAAUAAAAUAUGUCUUUCCUAUAAAACUUUA